Messenger RNA from Spodoptera exigua (beet armyworm), 1719 nucleotides. Lineage: Eukaryota; Metazoa; Arthropoda; Insecta; Lepidoptera; Noctuidae. The record is from the annotation of a GenBank genome assembly.
AUGGAUAUUAAAUCCCCGAGCAAAAUUUCGAAACCGUGGCAAUACAACACAAGGAAGGUUAACUCAUCACCAGAUGACACUCAACACUGUUUCUGCUACCCUGGCGAUGACCUCCCAGUCAUCCACAAGCUACUGGACCCCAAAAACAAAGGCCAAGAACGACUAGUAAUAUAUCUCUACAGAAGUAUAGAUUCCAACGAAAUCAAAAUGUUCACUCCAAAUUUAGAUAAACAGAUGCUUAUACCUGAUAUACCGUACGAUUCCAAUGAUGUCCUAGUUACAGUGACAAAUGAAAACAUUGAUACGCUAUUUUACAACAAUCCCAACAAAAUAAAAGUGCACAAUGAUUAUUUAGAGACUGUAAAUCCAACUGUAGUAAGCUCCUUACCUAUUGGACUUAAUCAAGGAGAGAUAGAACAUAUAUUCCCUGGUUAUACUGACGACAUAAGCUUAAAUGACAAAGAAAGUAGCAAUGAAUAUGAUAACGAUGAUUACGUCGUACCUCCGUAUAAAAGUUCUGAUAAUGCUAAUUUGGCUCAAGUAGAAGCCCAAACUGUGCCUUUAAAGAGUUUCCCUGAAAAUGAUUUUGAGGCAAAUCAAAACUGGGCCCUCCCAAAUAAAAAUUUGGAUGGUUUUGAAGAAACUUUACAAGGUGUAUUACCGUCAUCUUCAGCUUUCCUGCUACCGCCUGAAGAUAAUAUUCAACAGAAAUUAGUGUAUUCCUUCCAAUAUAAUGACAAUACUGCAACAUCUCAAGAUCAUCUCAGUUUUGACGCAUGGUUCAAGCAACAGAUGAAGAGAUUCCAAAAUCCUCAUUUUCCAAGUGAUCUUAAGAGUAUAGAUAGUGACUUGCUUAAGGUGCUAGUCAUCAAGAUCUUUUCCAAAAAUAAAAUAAACAUCAGUUCUAACGGUGUAAUAACUGGACCAAAUGGAGAAACAAUUGACACGGCAAAUCUGGAACUACGCCCGCUGCUGCUAGGCGAAAAGAUCAGCCUUCAAAUCUUUAAUACCAACCAUAAAAAGAUUAAUCUUUUAAAACGUCUGCCUUUUAUGGAAGGCAUACUUGUGACACUGGUGUCGCCUCCACAAAUAUUAGGCAUAAUACCACUUGAAAAUAUCAGAAUAGAAUCGAUAUCUUCUUUUACAAGUGAUCAGGAUGGUGGUCGUAAAGGAAAGUGGGAAACAGAUAAUAAAGCUCAAGCUAUUCCACUCCCAGAUGAAAGAACGCAAUGGAAUACUGGACUAUAUUAUUCCGCUCCAAAUGUACCAUACCCCAACUGGCAUCCUUUGGUUGAAAUCCAACCUUCAGGGAAAAGGAGGAAGUUCAAUGCAAAGAUUGAGCAUAUAUUUGAACCACCAACUAAAACAAGAAAGAACGCAGUCGAUGGCACACAAACGGCCAUGAAAGAAGCAAAUACAAAAGCAACUAGUACAAUUAAACCGCCGGUCAAUUCAUCUGAACCUAAGAAAAAAUUGUCAGAACCCCUUCUUAAAGGGAUGUUGAAAACUUUAAUGGACCUUCUAAAUGAUACGCCACGAAGGGGUCAACCAAAAUCUAAUACCACGCAUAAUUUUGAUAUAAUAAGUGAUUCUGAGUUGACGAAAUAUGAGGAGGAUGGUCCAGAUUUUAGAAUUAUUGGUGGCAGUGCUGCUACCGGCAGUGGAACUCCUGUCAGUAGUAAGGGCAGGAGUGGUAUAAGAGAAGAGUUUUCAUCAUAA